CUAGCCCAUCGUGGCUACAUCCUCCAGAACUAUCCCGAAGAUGUCUUGAUGCCUGGUGAAAAAUGCGCCACUCUCACAAAGAGCAAGGGGAUACAUGAUCUCUCACUUCAUGAGCGCCAAGUCUUUGCGGAUGCCCUCAAAAAUGACUUACUUACCGUCAAAACCAUCACCAAACAAGGUGCCCUUGCACAUCUCAUGGCCUCCCGCAGCCUUGUCAUCAUUGAGGAAGUGCCUGCGCCUCAUUCAGCCUACACCCGUGGGUGGCGCUGGUAUGCUAAUGGUCGGUUUGAUCGACAAGGUCUUCCUCGC
Messenger RNA from Suillus fuscotomentosus, 309 nucleotides. RefSeq lists its product as uncharacterized. Lineage: Eukaryota; Fungi; Basidiomycota; Agaricomycetes; Boletales; Suillaceae. The transcript has a single exon. The record is from RefSeq and is a predicted model, not a curated record. The annotation marks the transcript as partial.